This is a messenger RNA of Bombus terrestris (buff-tailed bumblebee), 1586 nucleotides long. RefSeq names its product short-chain specific acyl-CoA dehydrogenase, mitochondrial (gene Arc42). NCBI's taxonomy places the organism in Eukaryota, Metazoa, Arthropoda, Insecta, Hymenoptera, Apidae. Gene Ontology annotation, cellular component: mitochondrion. Gene Ontology annotation, molecular function: flavin adenine dinucleotide binding. The transcript has 5 exons. The record is from RefSeq and is a predicted model, not a curated record. The coding region runs from base 123 to 1349 and encodes 408 amino acids. Gene Ontology annotation, biological process: butyrate catabolic process; fatty acid beta-oxidation using acyl-CoA dehydrogenase.
AUAUAAAGCACUAUAAAGAGAAUUAUUAAAUAUAAUAAUAUUGCUGUAAGACUAGAUUUAAUUAAUUUAAUUGAAACGUUGAAAUAUUAGUAUUAUUGCUACUUUAAAGAAAUUUGGUAACAAUGUAUAAAAUAAGGUUACUUGUUGCACAAAAUAUAACCACAAUCUAUAAUAAUGUUACUCGAAAUAUUGUGUCUCUUUCCAUGCUAUCAGAGACUCAUCAGAUGUUACACAAAACGUGCAGGGAUUUUGCAGAAGGAGAAUUAAAGCCUUUAGCGGGAGAAAUAGACAAGAAACAUCUUUAUCCAAAAGAACAAAUAAAAAAAAUGGGUGAACUGGGUUUAAUGAGCAUAGCAGUUCCCGAAAAUGUAGGUGGAACUGGGCUAGAUUAUUUGGCCUAUGUUAUUGCAAUGGAAGAAAUAUCUAGAGCUUGUGCCAGUACAGGUGUUAUAAUGAGUGUACAUAAUUCCCUAUAUUUAGGUCCUAUAGAAAAAUUUGGCAGUAAAGAUCAGAAAGAAAAAUAUAUCACUCCUUUUACAAAUGGUAAUAAGAUUGGAUGUUUUGCUCUUAGUGAACCAGGCAAUGGUAGUGAUGCAGGUGCUGCUUCUACUAUUGCCAAAUUAAAUGGAUCUAAUUAUAUAAUUAAUGGUACAAAAUCAUGGAUAACAAAUGCUUAUGAAUCAGAUGCAAUUAUCUUGUUUGCUGCAACAGACAGAUCUAAAAAGCAUAAAGGUAUAAGUUCAUUCAUAAUUGACAAACCUACAGAAGGACUCAGUGUUGGUAAGAAAGAAGAUAAAUUAGGUAUUCAUGGAAGCAGUACCUGUUCAUUAAUAUUUGAAGAUUGUAACUUACCAAAAGAAAAUGUAUUAGGAGAACCAGGAAUGGGUUUUAAAAUAGCAAUGAUGACUCUAGAUGCUGGCAGAAUAGGCAUUGCUGCUCAAGCUUUAGGCAUAGCUCAAGCAUCUCUGGACUGUGCAGUUGAGUAUGCAGCUAAACGACAAGCAUUCGGUAAUUCUAUAAUAAAGCUACAAAUAAUUCAACAAAAAAUUGCUGACAUGGCACUAAAAUUAGAAAGUUCAAGAUUAUUAACAUGGCGAGCAGCCGCACUUAAGGAUAAUAAUAAACCUUAUACAAAGGAAGCUGCUAUGGCAAAGUUGUCGGCAUCUGAAACAUCUACUUUUUGCACUCAUCAAUGUAUACAAAUUUUAGGUGGUAUGGGUUACGUUACUGAUAUGCCGGCAGAACGUCAUUACAGAGAUGCGCGUAUUACGGAAAUUUAUGAAGGUACAUCAGAAAUACAAAGACUGGUUAUUGCUGCAAAUAUUAUCAAAGAAUAUAAUCUUAAUUGAAGUAUUUAGAUGUAAUAUAUAUUUUUUUACUAAAACCCUUUAUAUGCAAGCAAAAUAUUUUUAUAUAUUCCAUUAAUUUUUUAUAUAUAUAUAUCUGUUCCUUACAUGAGAAAAAGUCAAUAAAUUUUAUAUAUUAUCAUUGCAAAGUAGCUUUUUUCCUAGAUGAGUCAACGUCACAAAAUAUAUAUAUAUAUAUAUAUAUAUAUAUAUAUAUAUAUAUAUAUGUAUGUAAAUAUU